AUGUCCACUAAGCUAGAACAACAUUAUCAAAAGGUCAUUGACGAAAAGGACCUAGAACAACUAAGAGAUGUCCUUGUCUCCAAGGACUCUGAACUAGCCAACAGAUUCAGAGCUUUAUUCAACCUAAAGUGUGUUGCUGAAGCCUUUGAAAAGGACCCUGAAGAUGCUAACAAGGCUGUUCAAUACAUUGCUGAAACAUUUGUUGAUGAUUCUGAACUUUUGAAGCACGAAGUCGCUUAUGUUUUAGGUCAAACCAAGAACAUGACUUCUUGUCCAAUUCUAAGAAAGGUUAUGUUGGAUGCUCAACAACAACCAAUGGUUAGACAUGAAGCUGCUGAAGCUCUAGGUGCUUUAGGUGAUUUAGAUUCUCUUGAUGAUUUAAAAACCGUUCUAGAAAAGGAUCCACAUCCAGCUGUUCAACAAACUGCAGAAUUGGCUAUUGGUAGAAUUAACUGGGCUCACAGUGCUAAGGCUGAAGAAGAACAAUUACAAGAAUCUUUAUACAGUAGUACUGAUCCAGCUCCACCUCUAGCUUUAGACAAAAACUACAAGGUUGCUGAAUUACAAAAAUUAUUGACUGAUCAAGAAAAGCCAAUGUUUGAAAGAUACAGAGCCAUGUUUAGACUAAGAGAUAUUGGUACUAAUGAAUCUAUCUAUGCUUUAGCUACUGGUUUUGAUGAUCCAUCUGCUUUAUUCAAGCAUGAAAUUGCUUAUGUUUUCGGUCAAAUGGGUAACCCAGCCGCUGUUCCAAGACUUGUUGAAGUUCUAGCUAGAAUGGAAGAAGCUCCUAUGGUUAGACAUGAAGCUGCUGAAGCUCUUGGUGCUAUCGCUACUCCAGAUGUUGUUCCAGUUCUAAAGAUGUACUUGAACGAUCCAGUUGAUGUUGUUAGAGAGUCUGCCAUUGUUGCUCUAGACAUGUACGAAUACGAAAACUCCAACGAAUUGGAAUACGCUCCACCAGCUGCUGCCAACUAG
Molecule: messenger RNA, 975 nt
Organism: Maudiozyma saulgeensis
Lineage: Eukaryota; Fungi; Ascomycota; Saccharomycetes; Saccharomycetales; Saccharomycetaceae
Source: the annotation of a GenBank genome assembly